AUGGCGGGUCCGCCUCGUCGCACUCCGUUGUCGAUCAUGAAAGCGACGAGUAGCGACAAUCCCAAGGUGACUGAUACCCCUAAGCUCCCUGCUCACGAGCCUGACGACGCAUCCAAGUCGAGUUCUUCCGCGGAUACCGCCGAACAGACGCCUCAACGCCGCAGGAGGGCCGGGGGCACCGUCUCAGAGUUCGGACCUGAACCAGAGUUUUCCGAGGAGCUCGCUCGUCAGUGGGGCUGGACUGACGAUUCCUGGGAGUAUAUGAGUCUUCAUCGACUCACCUCUCGCGGUUGGGUGCGCAUGCGGGAGCCGAUCGACGAUUUCGAGAGGGGGAUAAUGGGCCUUCUUCCGCUGCCGCCAGACGUGGUCGAAGUUCGUCUUGAGGAACGCCGGAAGGAGGACCUGGAGAUGUUAAUGAAGCGGCACGGCGUGAAACCACAGGGUACAUGCGAAAAAUGUCGCGAGAACGGGUUGACUUGCGACGGUACCCGUCCUACUUGCACCGCAUGUGACCUGUGGGGCGCAGAGUGCACGUAUACGCUGACAUCCACCGGCGACGACAUUCGGCGUGCGCUCUUGCUGAAAAUGAAGGCCGAGAUUGACGAGGCUACAGAGCAGUUCGACAAGCUUGCCGUAGAAGCCCCCAAGCAGGAGAAUCAGACCACUCCCGACGCGGAGGAAGGCCAAGACGGUCGAGCAGCCCAAGCGACAUGCGUCGCUGGUGCUCAUCCUUCGCUGUCGACGACGACGGACGAAGUCCCCGUCCAAUCUCCGGGCAGACAAGGCGAGAGCGUCGACGAGCCGAUGGUAGUCUGCAAGCCCGACUCCAUCUGCAGCUUCCCCCGCUCAUUAUGCCGUCCUGUCUGCGUCGUCUUCAGCAUCCAGCUCUUCAAGCCCUCCCUGGUCAGCACCCCUGUGGACGAAGAUGUGCCGAUGGUGGAAGUCGUCAAGCAUGACGAGGUGGUAGAUGCUCCACCGCCUGCGACAAAACAUCACGUAUCCGUUGUUCAAGGACGGGACGACGAAGCGAAGGAGGCCGCCUAUGCGCUCCUAGGGCUGAGCAAAGCGCCUCCCAAGCCUUCGCCCACCAACUGUUCCCCGGCACGAAAGCCUCAGCCAGUCCAUAUGAAGAGCCGAUCACCCGUGGACCUGCCGCGAGCCUGGCAGAUCGCCAUCAUCCACAUCCCGGAGAUCGUGAUCACCCCUCCCGCGAAGGAACUGGCGACGCAGCGGCAGCAUGAAGGACGCAGGUCUAUUGGCAGCCAAGCCGUGGGUGAGCAAGGCCCGUGGCGUUGGGGGAGGCGCGAGGAUGUCAACGACGAAGACGAGGUUGCGCAGAUGUUGGGCGAUUUGAUCCGAGGGCCCGCACAGACGUCAAGCCGACAAGACGAGCGCACGGGCCGAGGAUGGGAGGAGGGAGCCGGGGGCGAAGGCAUACAGCCGGAGACAUCGGAGGUCGCGCUUCGAUGGGCUUCGCAGCGUCUGCGGGAGCAGCCAAGGGUUGGGGCCGACCCGAGGUUUGCGAGCAAAGACGUAGCCUGCCAUACGCGCACAAGAGGCGACAUCACGACGACGCGAAUGACGACUUCGAGCCGAGGACGAGGGCGGGACCGCGGAGACCGACCGGGCGUACCAUCCGGGGGCGUUGGAGUCGCGCUCCCUCCAGCGCACCUCGCAGCGUGCAACGACAGCCACCGCAUACGCGCGAAUCGACCGACCUCUACGAGCGACUUCGAACGCGGUCCGCGUCUGUCGGAUGGAGAAGGAGGGGAUGGAUGGGACAGGGUUGAGUUGAAGGAUUUGGGGGUUGGGAGGGCUGGACUGAGAAUGCAGGGACGGGAGAACUGGACUGAGAGGACUACGCUGUUGGAAAGGUUGCACGUGUAACGCCUGGAGGUCGGGAUCCCGCGCCAGAAUCGGAUUCUCCCUGCGUUCAUUGGAGGCGUCGAUCUUGAUUUGCGCAAAAUAAGCGACAUACCACUGGGCGCUACCUGCAUCCUGUCUGAGUGUGGCCAAUAAUGUGAGACGUUUGAGACCUAUAUGCUGCGCACUGAGAGGAUGCAAGGCGCUAGAACGACACAGCAUGGCGUUUCUUCACCGCAUGCGUGCGGUCGGACCUUGCCAGCAUAUCCCACAACACCUGCGCU
Molecule: messenger RNA, 2147 nt
Organism: Fomitopsis serialis
Lineage: Eukaryota; Fungi; Basidiomycota; Agaricomycetes; Polyporales; Fomitopsidaceae
Exons: 12
Coding region: 1-1887 (628 amino acids)
Biological process (GO): regulation of DNA-templated transcription
Molecular function (GO): DNA-binding transcription factor activity, RNA polymerase II-specific; zinc ion binding
Source: RefSeq, a predicted model, not a curated record